GUUUACUGUGGUCUUGUGCUGAAUUUUCAUUAUGUGUAAAAGCUUUAGAGAGCAUUUGGUACGCCGUGUGUGUUGCUGUUAGACAAUGAAUGCUGGGACUCUCCAAAGCAGACAACGACAUCAUGCAUACAGACUACAUAUAGUGACAUGGAACGUUGGCACAGCAGAUCCUCCAGUUGACGUGAGGUCACUGUUACAGCUUGACUUGGAGACUGAUCUUUAUGUGAUAGGUCUGCAGGAGGUGAGAGCCACUCCAGUGAAGUAUAUGUCUGAUCUGAUAGCAGAAGAUUCAUGGAGCCACCUCUUCAUGAACACACUUGUACCAAACGGCUUUGUCAAGGUGACUUCUGUGAGGAUGCAGGGUCUCCUCCUCCUCCUGUUUGCUAAACAGGCUCAUCUUCCCUUUAUCCGUGACAUGCAGACCACAUACACCCGCACCGGAUUCUUUGGAUAUUGGGGGAAUAAAGGUGGUGUGUCGGUGCGGUUCUCCUUCUAUGGCCACAUGCUGUGCUUCCUAAAUUGCCACCUAGCAGCACACAUGAACUAUGCUAUGCAGCGUGUGCAUGAGUUUGAGUACAUCCUAAGCUCGCAAGAUUUCGACUUCAACAAUACACAACAUGUGCUUGACCACAAGGUGGUGUUUUGGUUUGGUGAUCUCAACUUCCGCAUUGCAGAUCACGGCCUGCACUUCCUGCGCUCCUCCAUCAACAGUGGUCGCUUCAACCUGCUGUGGAAUAAAGACCAAUUGGUGAUGAUGAAAAAGAAGGAGCCGCUAUUGCAGGAGUUUGAAGAAGGACCUCUAGACUUCAAACCAACAUACAAAUUUAGCCGCUUCUCUGAGGCCUAUGACAUGAGCGGAAAGAAACGGAAGCCGGCCUGGACUGAUCGGAUCCUGUGGAGGAUAAAGCCUAAAUGCUCACAAGAUGAGGAAGAGAGUAGCUCAACAACAUCAUCAGCAGACAAAAAAGACUUUUCUUUGAAGGUGUCACAGCACAAGUACACCUGCGACACAUCAUACGGUGUUAGUGACCAUAAACCUGUCAUCGGCACUUUCACCCUGGAGAUGCAGAAGAAGGUGGAGAAGCCGUUAGUGUGUGUGAGUGCUGAGGGCCACUGGAGUGCUGAUGAGGACGCAGUCCUGACUUACAGCAUCCAGGAUAACUUUGCUGCCUGCACCUCGGACUGGAUUGGCCUCUACAAGACUAACUUCAAGAGUCCCUCUGAUUACAUUACCUUUGUGUGGGUCAAGGAGGAUGAGAUUGCUGAAGUCAGUGAAGUGGUUCAGUUGAGAAUGAAUAAAGAUGACCUCCCCUUGCUGGCAGGGGAUUACAUUCUGGGUUACUACAGCAGGAACAUGCAGUCCCUGGUGGGCCUGAGCCCUACUUUUCAGAUAAUGGAAUCUAGGUUUGCUCUACUGGAAGACUUGGUGCCUGAGAAUGUUGAUGGAUUGCAGCCACAGUAACUUCAUCCACAGAUAAAAACUGAAUGUUUAAUAGUCAAAAAUCUCAGACUAAACUGAUACUGUACAUGUACUGUACAUUACUGUAGUGUACAGGCUCUAAGCAUGGGAGCUGAUCACACCACUAUUCCUUCUUCUCCUAUACGGUGCCUUCUUCAUUGAGCACACAACCCAUCCGCUGUGCAAAAACAUACUCUUUAAUAAGUCAAAUGACAAUCAGUGACAUUUGGGCAAAUUUUCCUCAUUCCAUGGACACAGAUUGAAAAGCAUAUGUAUAAAUAAAAACAGGGUGAAAGCUCACUGAAAAAGGAUGAGAUUGGCUGAAUAAUAUACUGAGUGUUGAUGAUUAGCCAGUAGUGUGUAGAUAUUUACACAAAGUGUAAUCUGCAGUAGCUGAACUCAAAGUUCUAAUUAAAGGAGUUUCAGUUGUGCCGACAUCCUCUAAUUCUAGCCAGAGUUCUCACAAAUCAGAGCAAGGGGAAAUCUGAGCAAAUCUGUCAUGUAUAGUGGCCAGCAAAUGAGAAAAUUAGGAAAACCAAAAUGUUACUAAUUGAAAAAAGUACAGUCUACAUCACUUGAUUAUUCAAGUAUAAAAAAAGCCCAAUUAGGCAUCUGCUUAGUUCAUACUGUAUCAAGAAUAUUUGGCUCAUUUUUCAUUUUUUUAUGAAAUGAAAAACACUUAGAACAUGGGACUAAUAUAUUAAAGGCUGUUCUGGUAAUACAAACUGCAUGGGCCUGCAUUGCUCAUUAAUCUGAAUAUGAGACUAAAGAUGGUAAGAUUUCCUUUAAAGUAAUACAGUAAAUACAGUACAUAAGAGAGAGAGUGUCCAGUGAACUGACUCCUGGUGUAAACAAUGCUGAAAUACUUUAUAAAGGUAGCAUAAUGUUAUUAUAAUCAAUCAAGAUGGCAAAAUUGUUAGGAACAUGACAUCCGAUUUGCAAAGUCAUGUGUGCAGUGCAAUGCCAACCAGAUUCUCAUUCACUGUUUAUCAAAUUUUGAGUAAAAAGAAAUGAAAAGACACUUUGUGACACUGUGCAUUUUACAUGUGAGACCCACAUUUACAGCAUGUGGUUUAUAGGCUAAUAUACAGUGGUCUCAUUCUUAGUGCGUGAAUCAUCCAGCAUGAAAGAAAGCUCUUCAUAACAUUUGUAAAUUUUAGACAGAUUAGUGUGUAUCUUAUAGUCCAUGCAUUUGUAUACUCUAUUAAAGCAUCUGCAUAGAUCUGAAAAUCCUUCAGAAUUAACACACUUGUCCAGUCUCAGAGUUUCUGUUUUCUGUUCUCAUCUCAUCAAACAGGAGCUGGUGUGAAUUCCAUUUUCUUACUAAUAGUAUUAAAAUGGACAUUUUUGUGUAGCAUAUUUUUUAUGAUUUUAAAUUUGAAGACAUUUGUCUAAUUGUAUUUUUAAUGAAGAAAAGUGUUCAUUUAAUAAGAAAUGUCAAUACAUUCUACAGGCUAAGUACUAUUUAAAUGACUUAAGAAUAUACCAAUACGAAUAAUAGCAGCGGUUCUUGUUCAUUACUCCCCACAGAUGGCAGUGUUGCUACUUGAAUAAUUACCCAACCCCUGUUUUCAAACAUAAUCAUUAUUACCUUACAAAUUAUGACCAAGCCAAUGAACACCAAAAUCAGCGGUUGAAGGAUUUUAGUUCUGUUAUUGUGGUUUAGUUAGAUAUGAUUAUGUAGGUGACGGAGAAGGGCAGAUGCAACCAGUAACAGUGCCACAUUGUGUGUGUGUAGGAUUAAGUGUGUUAUCAUGCUAGACAGAGAAUGUGUAAAUGGGUCGAACAUUUCCUGCACAGAAAAAGAAAAUGAUAUUGCUUGUGAACUCCUGGUGAACUUUCCCACUUAUAGCUUGAUCACAGAAUUAUAGAGUCUUUGUGGAGAAUUUGCAGGAUGAGAUGUGUCUGAUGCCCAACAUGAAAGAACAAACACUGUUGUGCAUAACUAAAGCACUGUUCAUUUCAAAGUCCAGCAUUUCUGCCCAUGUAGUUAGCGAAAUAACUAAUAUUCUAACAGCAGCCCUUUUAAUCAA
Molecule: messenger RNA, 3492 nt
Organism: Pangasianodon hypophthalmus (striped catfish)
Lineage: Eukaryota; Metazoa; Chordata; Actinopteri; Siluriformes; Pangasiidae
Gene: inpp5kb
Product: inositol polyphosphate-5-phosphatase Kb
Exons: 12
Coding region: 86-1462 (458 amino acids)
Biological process (GO): negative regulation of phosphatidylinositol 3-kinase/protein kinase B signal transduction; negative regulation of glycogen biosynthetic process; negative regulation of insulin receptor signaling pathway
Cellular component (GO): endoplasmic reticulum; ruffle; plasma membrane
Molecular function (GO): phosphatidylinositol-4,5-bisphosphate 5-phosphatase activity; inositol bisphosphate phosphatase activity; phosphatidylinositol-3,4,5-trisphosphate 5-phosphatase activity
Source: RefSeq, a predicted model, not a curated record